Molecule: messenger RNA, 1398 nt
Organism: Vicia faba (fava bean)
Lineage: Eukaryota; Viridiplantae; Streptophyta; Magnoliopsida; Fabales; Fabaceae
Source: the annotation of a GenBank genome assembly
AUGGUGUCUACUUUGCAAUCAUAUAUCUAUGAAGAUUUGCAGCCAAAAAUUGAAACACAGAAUACCCCAGAAUCUCACCUUCUCAUUGUUUACAUUCCUGAUGGUUUUACAAAAGGAGAUCUUGGUGCAAAAGUUGAGUAUGAUUUUGGAAGGGUGAGUGUUUUUGGUGAAAGAUCAAUUGGAUCAAAUAAAAGGAGCCGUUUCAAUGAAAAGUAUCAAGUUCCAACACAUUGUGAUAUUGGCAAUAUUAGAGGUAAGUUUGAUGGAAAAACUGUCACUAUUACAAUGCCAAAUAUUCCAGGUAAAGUUCCUCCUCAACCAGAACAAAAACCAGUUGAAGAUAAUAAUGCUGCUAAGGUAAAUGAUCAAAAGGAUCAACAAAACACUUCUCUUCAAGAUCCUAAAUCAAAUGUUGAAAGUAAAGAAGAUGCUACUCCACAAGAUGCGCAAAAAGUGACUACUCCUCAAAAGGGUUUAGAAGAAACUUCUCAAAAAGAUCAAGUUACAAAAGAUGAUGAGAAUCCAACCUCGCAAGAAGCCACAAAAGAGUCUAUAGCUCAAAAGGGUCCGGACGAAAUUUCUCAAAAAGGUCAAGAACAAAUUUCUAAAAAUGAGUCCGUACCUCAAAAGGAUCGAGAAGAAAUUUCUCAAAAAGAACAUGUGCCUCAAAAGAGUCGAGAAGAAAUUUCUCAAAAAGAACAUGUACCUCGAAAGGGUUGGAAAGAAAUUUCUCAGAAAGAGUUUAUACAUAAAAAGGAUCAACAAGAAAAUUUUCCGGAAUCUCAAGUUACAAAAGUUGAAAGAAAGGAAAAAUCUCAUCACGAGACUUCAACAUCGAAAGGAACACACGAGUCUAUGCCUCAAAAGAGUCAAGAUCAAGAAACUCCCAAUAAAGCCGCAGAUACAAAAGAUGCAAAACUUCAAACACAAGAAACCACAUCAAGUCAAAAAGAUGAGAAUAAGGAAAAUCAAAAGCCAGUAAAUGAAGAAACUAAGAAUCAUCUUAAGAAAACUAUGGAAUCAGAAAAGCCACAAGUUAUGAAUGAUUCUUCCCCUACAUUUGAAAAGGAAACCGAAGAAGAAAGCAAAGAAUCUGCAAAAGUUGAAACUUUUCCUCCAAAGAAAACAUUCAUAGAGAAAGAAAAGGAAAUGAUCAACGAUAAACUUGGCGAUGAUAACUACGAUGAUGAGAAAAAAAGUGAUAAAAAGAGCUUUCAUGAAUCAACAAGAACAAGAAUCAAAGACAUGGCUUUAUCUACUACUCAAGUUAUAACUAAUUACGCAAAGAGGUUCAAUGAAGAAGAUAAACAAAAGCUAAUAUACACUGGUGCAACAAUUCUUGUUCUUGCACUCGGUGUUUACGCUUCUUACAAGUAUCGUUCCUCGCGUAGAUCAUAA